AUGGCAAAGAAGAAUGAUAGACCCACUAUAAUGUUUAAUAUUAUGUUUUCAGAAAAUGAAAAUGGUGAAGUUGGUGUAUUCACAGUACCAAAAAAUAAUCAUACAUCUGGUGUGACGAUAGACAUAAAGAAACCAGGUCAAUAUUUAAUUAAUCACCAUGAUAACACAGAUGAUGUAACAACAAACCAAAAUAUAAUAAGUAACAUUAGUGAUACAGAAAAUGUAAUUACAGAUCAAUCAACACAAACUAAAAGUGAAGACUUUGAUUCAAACCUUUCAAGGUCAACAAAUUAUCAAGAACAUCAAGGUCAAAGUGUUUUGAUCACCAGUACAAGUGAAUGUUCAAUAUCUACUGAGGAUAGAGGACAGAGCAAUGAUAUCAAUCAGGAAAAUAAACUUAUUACAGUUCAGGAUCACCAUCCUAUGUCAGAUACAUCUACAGAUUUGGAUUUUCCCAGUAUUUCUAGAGGACAAAAGAAAAUAUAUGAACCAAUUUACCAUUUAGCCCCACUUGUGAAAGAAUCAGUGGUGUUGUCAAAUCUAGUCAUGCUUGGUGUCAGCCUGGCAGAGAUUGAGAAACAAGGUGCUGCAGAUAUGCUGGUUCAACUGAACUAUGAAAACGAUGUGCAGCCAUUGUUACUUUUCUUAAAAGAGAUAGGUGUGGCUGAUGCUGACCUUUGUAGGGUCAUUACGAAAAAUCCUUUCUUGUUUAAAGCGGAAAUAACAGACUUAAAGGUUAGAAUAAAUUACCUUCGUUCAAAGAGAUUUUCUAAAGUCAAUAUCGCCUCAAUAGUUACAAGAAAUUCAAAGGCUUUAUCCCUGACCGUAGAACAGCUGGAUGGACAGUUAGGAUACUAUCAAAAACAGUUUAAACUUUCAGGUAGUGAGGUGCGACAGUCAAUGACUAAGUGUCCUAAGUUGAUUACACAAAAAAGAUUUAGAGUACAGGCAAUCAAGGAGGACUUAUUAGAUAUACUUGGUUUCACUCAGAGCGAGGUCAAGAAGAUGUUUAUGUUAAGUCCUAAUAUACUGCUUACACAUAUAAAACAACUUAGUGCUAAUUUUGACUAUUUACACAACGUAAUGGGACUAUCACACAAGGACGUUCUUAUGUGGCCACAGAUCUUCCAAACCAUUACGGACAGAUUAAAACGUAGGCAUCAGUUCUUAGCUAGCUUGGGAAGAGAUCAGUACGAUCCUAAAAAGGAGAAUUUUGUCUCCUUACAUGAUCUUGUUUCUGGUACAGAUAAUUAUUUCAGUGAAAAUGUAGCAAAAUCGACAAUAGAGUUACAUGAUGAUUUUAUUAAAACAUUAUGAAAUGUU
Molecule: messenger RNA, 1323 nt
Organism: Mytilus trossulus (common blue mussel)
Lineage: Eukaryota; Metazoa; Mollusca; Bivalvia; Mytilida; Mytilidae
Product: transcription termination factor 3, mitochondrial-like
Exons: 6
Coding region: 1-1317 (438 amino acids)
Biological process (GO): mitochondrial ribosome assembly; regulation of DNA-templated transcription; mitochondrial transcription
Cellular component (GO): mitochondrion
Molecular function (GO): double-stranded DNA binding
Source: RefSeq, a predicted model, not a curated record